AUCGAGGGAGACGCCAUAUUGUUGCUUCUCGCCAAGCUCUUGCACUACUCUUCGAAAACCCCGACGUAUAAGAGCGUCGAUUGGGUAUUUUUAUCGGUAUUUUUUAUCAUUUUUUCAAUGUAUGCAAUCGGAAAUAUUCCUUACCGAGGUUAUGGAGUAUUUCAGCUAAAAAUACCAAUCUUUCACUCGAUACGAACGGGCUGCGUCAGAGAUAGAUACAAGAUGGCGGAUCGUGGAUUUUGGCAUGGAUAGCGAGCGAGCCUCCAGUAAAGGUAUCGUCCAGUUUUUGUGAUCAGUUUAAUACUGCAAGUUGGUACGCGAAGGAAUGCUACGAUAUAUUUAGAAAUUUCAUAAUCGUGCGGUAUGCCUUCCUUUGUACUAUAAUACUGCGGAAGAUGUAGGAGGCACUCAAUUAACUCGGGUACUUUCCCUCCCAAGAGGCAGACCUUUUCCUCUGUCUGCCUUACAGUUUAACCAUGCACCUUUCCUAAUUACAUUCAAGAACAGUUUUCCAAUGUUUCUUUUUUACAUUUCGGCUCUGUUGAUACCUUAUCUUGUGAAAAAAUUACAUUUUCAUCGUCAAACACUAUCAACGUAUUGUUCACGAAAAAUGUGCAAAUGAAGCACUUUUUAAACGUGUUCCUUCAGUUUCGGGUUUAACUUCGAAAGCAUGGAUACAGCUUUGCUUUGUAGAAUCAAUCAUAAAUUUAAGAAGAAUUUGCCGUUAAUCUAUGUGAGCUUAAUGCUUUUGGUGAUAGAACCGAGUUAAGAUGUUUGCUUCAAGCGCGCAUUUCAUGGUGGCGUUAGUUGGCCGAUUUCCUGUAGUUUCCUGUUCCACAAUGCCAUGAGGUCAUUCAUCUUCCUGCGUUUACAAGAAGGCCUCUACUUCCUUUUAGAAUUUUAGUUGCACGUAACAAUUCGAAGUUUCAAUUUGGAGUAUAUUUGAAGAUUAUACACAGUUGGGAAGUUUUACAAGCUAUGCCUCAUUCGACAAAAAUAAACGGUAAAUUUAAACGGUAGUGCAUGGCAUCAUUCUAGUUUUCUGUGGUUUAUACCCCUCAAUUUGUGUUCUAAACAAGUAAGACCAUCAUUUCUCAUUUCUUAAAGAACAGUCCUUCACGAAACACUGUACAUUCUCAAUACUAUAUGAGACAAAAUUUGUUUGUAAGAUUUGGGUUACAAAUUUCGUAUUAUAGCUUUAAUUUUACACUCUAUCUUUGAUUCUUUGAUUCUUUGAUUCAACCACUGAAGUCUCAUUUUUGUUAAACAUUUUUUUUUGUUACUGGACUCAGUUUACUUGAAAAUAGGAAUACAGGUAAAGAGGACUUUUUAAAUGGUUAAACUUAACUCUAGGUAUCUACAGAAGCUAGAGCUGGUAAAGAGAGAAGAACUUUUAAUGAAGAAGAGAAAUUUGAUAAAGAUGAGUGCUGGGUGACAGGACUCAAAAUUCUAUUCAGUUGCUUUCAGGAAAAAAAUUGUGCACCUACAUUGCAUGCAUAUUGUUGUGAUUAUAACAAGCACUAAUUAUAUUAUGUUAGUAGUUUUAAUUUUUUUUAUUCUUUCAGACUUGAAACAAGCAGGAGCAAGUCUGGAUUAAUUCACAGACCAAAAAUAAACAUUUGAACUGCCAUGACAGACAUGAAAGAUGAAUCAGAAACAUUGAAUACAUUGGAAAAGUUUACUAGUUUACAGAAAGAGAUUGCAAAGUUAAAGCAAGAGAAUAAAGUUCUUCACAUUCGCGCUCAAGGAGUGGAAGUGUUAGGUAAUUGUACCAGAACAUGAACAGGAAUUUUGUAGGAUUAAUUUGAAUCUAGAUACACCAGUUGCUUUGUGAUAAGAUUUAAUACAUGGGGAAUAUUUAGGCGCAGUUCAAUUCUUGGUGCAUUUAGAGUGUUUGACUUACAUCUAAACCAGGGUUAUAAUGAUUAUGUUUGGUAGUGGCAUGUACAAUCAUUCUGACUGGUAUUUUGAUUGAUGCAACUCAAGUUAUACCUGAAUAUAUUGCAUUUACCUCUAAGCUUGAGCGAAAGGUAAGUUUACCUCUUAAAAAAUGCCCUUGUAAUUAUGGUUGUUAUAAAUUAAAUUUAUGAAUAUGAAGUGUUCAAAAGAUCAGUGCUAUAUUAGGUCAAGUUCAAUUUAAUUUUAUGAACAGCUCACAUUUAUCAGCUAGGACCAAACAUGUGCUUUCUAACCACUAGGCAAGCACAUCUUCAACAAUACAAUUACAGACAACACACUUUGAAAAGUAACUUUCUGUACAUGUUUUUUUAAUUAUCACUUUUGUCCAUUUCAUACUUGCAUAUUUAUCAGGUAAAGUCCUUCAAGAUUCCCAAGAAAGCAAUGCUAAACUAAAAGAAGAAGUUAAAGAGUUGAAAACCCAUCUGGACCAAAGAGGCAUCGAUGCAGCUUUAGCUGAUAUCUCAGUCAGCACUUCAGUAAAUGAUGACAGCCAGGACACAAUAAAAGAUCACGGAGAAAGAUAUUACUCAUCUAUGCUUGGGAGAAGUUCACAAAGCCAUGACUAUGUUAAUGUCACGACAGUUUCAGGACCCCAGUCACUGCCUGCAGAAUUUUCUUCCAUCUUAUGUGGAGAUUUUCACAUCAAGGUAUUAAAUAAUGCUCUGAUGCAGAAUUAACAGUUGGUUUUUAGUUUCUCUUCAACUCAUUUAUUUCAGACUUUGGAGAAUGGAGACUGGAUGGCUGCUCCUAAAGAAACCUGUACUUGCAAAAUGAAUGAAUGUCAUUCAACAAUGAUGUUGAGUUUACUUUUGUUGACCACAUUGCAGUACUAUUGUAUACUGAUUGUUGAGGAUAGAUACUGUAAGAAUCUAUGUCUAAACUUUUUCACUCUCAUACCCAUGAUCUAAAUAUCAAUUCAAGGUACAAUCUGCUAUACAUUUCUUAAAAAUUUGCCUAGUUUAUUAUACUUUUCCUUCUUGACAUCUUUUGUUCGGCAAAUGUAAUGUUAGUAUAAGGCAGAGCAUAGUACAAUUAGGAAACCUGCUCUAAAACUCUACUUGGAGGGAGGGGGGUUGUGAGUUGGGUUGUGAGUCACGAGGAACAAAUUUCUUAUUUUAGAGGAUAAAAGAUACUCGGAAAAAAGUAGACAAACCACUUUAUUCAGAAUUACUUUUCUCAUUCAAUACUUAGGGUGUGUAUUUGUUUGUGGUGUGAACACUGCAUGGUGUGGUUCAAACUAUUCUUGGCUCAACAUUUUUCAAACCAAUUUCGUUUUAAAUGUUUUUUUUCCUUAUUAAAAAUUUACUUCAGUUUAUGAUAAUAAGCACUCAAUUCAAUAUAAAGCUUUAAUUAAAGAGGGCAAUUUUUAUGUAAUUGUACUAAUGAAACCAAACCAUGUUGAACCAUGCCAUGCAAAACUUAUGCCUGCUCUCUAUGGUCAUGUACACACUGUAAUUACUAUAAGUGUUUGUUGUUAGCAGUAUUCUUAAGUAUUUAGUUUAAAUUUAAUUAGACAUCAAAGGACCCAGUAACUUAAAAGGAAAACCAUAAAAACAAAAUAAAAGAUAACAAGUUUAAAACAAAUUGAAAUAAGAAAAGAAAAAAAACAGCCUUCCCUGAAAAAAUGAAAAAAAAAUGAAAAAGAUAUAAUAUAUCAGCAUAUCUGAAAUGUGGAAAACAAAAGAAUUAAGAGACUGAAAGAAAAUUUGUAAAAAAAAAAGUGUAGACAUCAACAAUUGAACAAAAAAAGAAAACAAGAAAAAAAUAUGAACACAGAAAAAAUAAUGAAAGGAGUGAAUAAACAAAAAAAAAAUUGAAAAAAGAAGAAAAUGAAGGCUUAAUGCUGGGUCAUAGAUGUUUACUGAACAUAGCUUGCCUGUCGUAAAAUCUACUCUGUAUAUGUUUCUACUUUUGCUCAGUUACAUGAUUGUGCAGUACACUUUACUUAACCCUUUAACUCCUAGAAGUGAUCAACAUAAAACUUCUCCCUAUAUAUCUUUACAUUAUCCAGCAAACAAGUAAUAAGAAUAUUCGAAUUUAUCAGGUAGAAGUUGGCAACUUGAUCCAAUACAAAAUUCACACAACUAAAUUUACAAGGAAAUUUGCAGGUAGAGGGGAGAAUUAACAAUCAGAUCUUGGGAGUUAAAGGGUUAAUGUACCUUUUAAACGAGCUUGGUUCUCUUUCAGCAAGAUGCAGUAAACAAUUGAGACAGAUACUUUCAUGUAAUUUUGUGUGAAACUAAUCCAACAAGUUCCUUGAGAGAGGACAGAGGAGCAAACUUGAAGAUUUUUCUUGUUAGCAAAUCAGACUAGUCCUAUGCAUAAGCAGAUUCAACUCCCACAAGUGAUUAACAUGAAACUUCUCCCUACAAUCUCCAUUCAUUAUUCAGCAAACAGGUUACAAGAAUAUUCAAACUUAUCAGGUAGAAGCUGCCAUCUUGAUCUAGCACCAAGUUCUUAUAACUAAGUUACAAGGAAAUGUUUAGCAUCUAGAGGGGAGAAUUAACCUUCAGAUCAUGGGAGUUAAAGGGUUCAUUUCUUUGUACAUACAAAUUAUGAUCAGGGUUCAACUGAGGUUUCUCUACAGAGAUUCCUCGACUUUAAAGUUUAUGAAAUUCUUGUGUUUCAAAAGGAGUUACGUGAUGAGUUUGAACACAUUGGAUCUGAGCUAGAUCAAAUACAAAGAGGGACACACAAGCUUCACGAGAAUGUAAAACAGCUACCUGAUGAUGGCAGACAUGAAGCAGAGUUGCUGGGGAAAAUUGCACAAUUCAAUUCAAAGCUUCAUGAGUAUAUUAAGGAGGCUCGCACAAGGGAGACCCUAUCAAGUGCAUUAAUUACUGAAGAGGAAAAGUUGAAAGCAAAGCUUGCCGAAAUAGAGGCAGAACAGGUUUGUUAAUAUUGUGUCUGCUGUAUGUUUUUUGGGGAAUUAUGUAUUAAUGCACCCUGAAAUAUCUCAUGGUUUCAGAUUCCUUUUAUGGUAAUUUUGAUCAUCUGAAUAUCACUGCUGCAGAGGUCAUCAAUUUUGUUUUACAAAUGUUUUUGGGUGUGUGUGGUUGUGUUUCCUACCCUCUUUAAAGUAUGACAGAAACUUUCAAACCAGUAGAGCAAUCCUUUCACAUGUUGAAUUUGCAAGACAUGAGAGCAAUUUUAGGCAGCAGUAAGAGAUGCUACAAACAAUAAAUUUUACCAAAUACCACCUGAAAAAGAGAACGUUGCUUGAUCCAAAUUAGGUGACAAAACUGAUUGCUACUGAAUUUUCAGAAGAAAUGGAUAGUAUUCUUUAAAAAAAAAAAUAUAUAUUUGCAAAGUUUUAUGAUGAGCAAAAUUUGUGAAUAAAAGAAUAGAAAAAAGGUGUGCUUCUCCUUGUAGGCCUCCCAUGAAAAUGUGGUGCUUCAGUUGAAGAAUAAACUGGAUGAGAGCCGUGAAGAAAUGGAACAACUGCAAGAUGAAGUGAAACUCUUUAAAGAUGCUGUGUUUGUGGAAAGAGAGCAAGUAUCACCACUGGGAAACAGAAAUGAUCCUUUGUCAUUCCGUUCAAGAAAAAGUGCAUCCAAAUUACUAUCUGAUGAGGUACUGUCUGUUUGAGAGUUUUCAGUCCUUUUUUUUUUUUUUUUUUCUUUUUUUUUUAUGUAAAGUUAGUAGUUCACUUCCUUUUUACAUGCAGUAAAAGUUUUCAUUUCAAAGUAAUUUCAUCAUUUCCAGCUUACACCUUAAACACGUAAUUAAAAGUUUUUCAGCUGAAUUAUCAGCUAUGUUGCAUUUAAGUGCGUACAGGAGGUGGUUAUUGUAUAAUUAUGUAAGUGCAGGUGUGGCUUGAAUCCUUGAAUUAAUAUUUUUUGUACCAGUUUUAACUUUUUAAUUAUACAUGUGCAUUUAGCAAGACAGUAGUUUUCUCAGAUCCAGAGUCAGCCUUGUAUUUUUCCACUCCCUGUUCAAUAUAUUAUUUAUGCUGUCUGCAAAAAGAGGUAACAUUUCAAAGCUUGGGUUGGCUCUCUGCUUAUAUAACUAGGGUUCAAUAAUUGUGAAGACACCACUCUCCCAGUCUGGACCAGAAUCUUGUGAGACCUGUUGCCAGUUGAAGAGGCAAAAUGAUGAACUACAAAGACAGCUUCUAUUGGCCAAAACUGAAAAAGAUGAAGCACUAAAACUUAAAGAAGAGGUAACUGUGUGAUAUUUUAUUAUUUUUUAACACAUGUAUACUGUACAAGCAUGUUUUGAAUACCUCUGUUAUGACUAAUCUAUGCACAAAAAUUAAUUCCAGAUCCUGAAAAGACUUGUAAUUUAUUGUUAUUUUUUAACAUUUUUUUGGUUACUCAGUUGCUUUGUUUUGUUUUUUUGUGUGUUUGUUUGUCAGUGAUGGAAUCUGUCUUUCUUCUGGUAGGUUCUUGAUGUGAAUUACAAGUGGGAUGAACAAUACAAACUUCUGGUUGCAGCCUCAAAGAAAGACAUCAACGAAUUAAAGCAGCAAAUUGAAAUUUUGAGGUCUGGCAAUAACGGACAUUUCACAGGAGCAUUACUAACAGAAAAAAAGGUUUGCAGUAAUUGAUUGCUCAGUAAUUACUUGAAGUUUCAUUUCUGAAAGGCGGUUGCAAAACAAAUUGUACUGAUAUUGAUAGUGGGCUCUAGUGCAUACAUACAUGUGCUGCCAUAUGUUUACUGCCAAACAUUUGACUGGGGAAAAUAACUAUUGUUUUGACUAUUUUUAUUUUGAGACUUAGUAUUCGAUAGAAUAUAGAACAUAGAAAGCCAUUGAAACUUUUAGAAAAUUUAUGCGAUCUGUUAUGGCUAGAAUUUCACACAAAUGAGGUCUUCUAAAGGUGUACAGAUGUAUGCUGGAAUCCGCAUGAAUUGGACAGUGCUUGAGUUCUGACUAAGGUUAGGGAAUUUGUUCCUUGCACAAGACAUUUUACAGUAUGUGGUUCUUCUUAAAAACUUGUUACACAUGUUGGUACCAAUAGUGACAGUGUGCAUGCAAUGAACAUUCCAGGAAUUAGAAGAUCGCUGCAAACAAUUGGAAAGUGAGUUGCAAGAGAAACAGCUAGAAAUAAACAGCCUACAGCUUAUGAUGAGGAACAAGCCUGCACAUUUGGUAAGCUUUCAUGUGUCUAUACGCAAACCUCAGGGUGCAAUAUAAUCAAUCAACACAUAAUUUUUUGUGAUCUACACAUCCCACUAUAACAUCAAGAGGGCCCCCCUCCCCCUAUUGUAAGGCCUUUUUGUUACAUUAAGUUAAACAGGGCAUAGAGGUCAAUAUGACAGUUGGCAAGUACCCUCUGUUUGACACAGUGUAACCCCCCUUUGAAAACCAUUUGUGUUUGAACCUACAGUACAUGAAGAUUUCCAGCUAAUAAAAGCUUGUUUCUUUAUUGCUAUCUUUGCUGCUCAAAAGCCUCUACUUUAGAUCAAGUGAGAGAAAUUCAUAAAUUUCCACAGCAAGUUGUCUAACUGUUGCUUUAAGAUACUGUACAGAAAGAUAUUAUGCAUUGUAUUGUUGUCAAACUAUACUUUAAUACUUUAGCUGUACGGUAACAUGUGCAACUGAAGUGGAUGAGGGGAAUACAGUAUAUCCCUCCAAACAUAUUGCCAACUGUGAGGCCAAAAGACUUGAACUUACGGUAUUAAAUUUUGUGUCUAUGCAUUUGCAUGUCUGCAGAAUCUAGCACCCCAGCACUCAUCGAUGGAACAACUGCCUUCCCAUCUAUCCCUGCUGGGUGCAGCUGCACCACGCCCAGGUCCACCUUCCGAAGGUUCACCAUCCUGGCCUGGUACAACUGUUCUUGGACAGCAAAUCCCUGCAGAGGUUAUUGAUCAAAUAGAAGUUUUGAAACAACAGCUCAGAGUCUAUGCUGACGAUUUUGCCACUGAAAGAGAAGACCGUGAGAGGAAUCAGACAGAAAAAGAGAAGCUCAAAGAGGAAUUGGAUGCUGUGAAGGAGCAAUUACAAGCACUUGAGCAGCAGGUACAGUUUUAAAAAAAAUGGAAUAAAGGUGCUUUUGCAACAAAUGUUGGUGCAAUCCUAGUACAAGUAUCUACCUUGGAUAUGCCUUCCCAUCAGGUGACUGUCUACAUGGAAAAAAAAAUCCUUUACCAGAAUGUGUUUGUGAGAUUCUUUGUUGCUACAUUUUGUCUUGCUAAUGUGUUUGUAAUAACAUCAAUAAUCAUUGUUUGUGUGUAUCCUUUGUUUUGGUAACUGCCUUCUCUUAAUUCUGUCAUGAACACAAGCUGUUAAAGGGAUUUUUUUUCUAAUUGGCAAAGUAGGUCCUCGUGUAUGACACAUGUGCAUGUUUUUUUUUUUUUUUUUUUUUUAUCAGUAUUGAGGUUGCACCAAAAGCACAGCUAGUCACAUAAUGUUAUCUGUAGAUCUCACACAUGUGAACUUAGGGACCUUAAGCAGUCAGAAUUGACGAUACCAGGGAUGCUGUUGAAUGAAUUAACAUUGUGUGCAAUGUACAUGAGUUUAAAUUAUUAAGGAGUGAGACCUCAUCUUCAGCAUGACAUGUCACGGCAGAGUUGAGUUCUGAACAGAUAUCAUGUGGAAAGUUGGCUUUCAAUAUUUCCUUUCUCGAAACUGUGAAAAUUUACAUUUUGUCAGUGAUGUCAAGGAAACUAAAGCCUUUGAAAACUAACAUGCAAAAUUAUUGCUUUGUUUUGGUCUUAUGGGUGGUACAGUCUUUGUCAUGACUGCUUAAGGUCCUAAUUAAUAGGAUUCAAAACACGGUUGACAUCACAAUCAUGUUGACUUGUUUCCUCAGUCAGGGCCACCUGAUCCACAACUGUCAGUAACUCAGCUUGUCCUCUGGGACUAGCCCUCUCACACUGCUGAACACUCACUCAGCCGUAGGGUAGGUUCUGGAAGUGGAACAGUGGAUAGAGUUUAUAGUGUACAAUGCAAUUUCAGAAGCACAGGUGGCCAGCAUGUUUCAUGGUGGUGAAUGUCACAUGUCAAGUUCUCCAUAAUCUCAUUAUUACUAAUGGAAGAACUAAGAGACUUAUUUUUAACAGUGUAAUAACUGAUAGUACUGUAUUUAUUAUAUUGAUGUACGUUUUUGCAUGUACAUGGAAAUGUCACAAUUGGUCAAAAUUUUCGAGAACAACAUGUUAUAAAGCUCAGAACUGGUAUUGAAUGUUCAAGUCAAGUAUAUAAACAUUGUUUUUCCUUGGUGCUCUUAAAAAAAUUUGAUGCAAGUACUUUUCAAUAGUGAUUGGAAAAUGUUAUUUGUUUUCUUGGAGACAGACAAAUGUACAUGCACAAUUCUGUACAAGCAAUAUGUGUUUUAUCAAGUUGCAGAGUUUUUAAGUGUGAUUGAUCAUAAAGAUAAUAUUCACCUUGGUUUCCCUUUAAAAAGUAAUUGCUUGGGGUAUGUGCUUGGGGGCAGGGUUUAUUGUGUAGUGACCAUAGCUUAUUAUUCAUAUUCCCAUAACAUACUAAUCACUAAUCUUUCAUUUCGAAACAAUUCAUGUGGGGGCAACAACUAAGUAGCUAAUUAUUUUGUUGUUUAUAAAACAACCUUAUUUUAGAACAAUAGAGGCUUCUUCAUCCUCUUUAUAAUUCUGGUGGAUUUUUAUUAGAUUUCCUUGGACAUUUUAGCAAUAUUGCUUAACGAGGAAUUAUAAUAAUGUUUUUCUUUAAUGCUUAAUCCUCUCUAACUCUUCAGUAUCUGCUUGAUGUUCAUGGAAACCAAGGAAGCAAAUUAUGUAGUCUUACCAGUUAAAAACGCAUCUUGUUGUGUUUUUUCGUAGCUCCAGAUAUACGAAGAAGACUUCAAAAGAGAGAAGAGGGAGAAAGAAAGCCUUCAGCAACAAUUAAGAGCUAAACAAAGUGCAGUAAGUUUUUCUUUUUCUUCUUCUGACGUAUGAAACCCGAAUGACUAUGUCUCAGCAGUUAUACGUGUACUUGCGUUUUUGGGAUAUGCGGGGACAUAUAUAUGAAGGUGGGAAUAAUGUCACAAGGUUUCAGAGGAGCUUAUACAUAUACAAAAUGUACGCUUUGCUGUUCUUCAUAGGGUGGUUACUCAUACAAUGAUCCGUUGGCACAGAAGGCCAGGGCUGUAGCUGAACAGCAGGCCAGGGUCCAGGCCAUCAAAGAGGUACACGACCGAGAAAGGGACAGGCUGUUAAGAGGACAAACCGAGUUACAGCAACAGGUUUAUGAUCAGGUACUAGGUCCAAGCUCAAGUUCGUUUAAGUCGCCAUUUGUCGACCUGAAUCAAUCAUAAAAUGGUCGCCUGAGUUAAAUCUUGGUUUUCAGAAAAGAUGUGUUCUAUAUUAUGUACUAAACCGCUUACUGUACCACUUAUAGUUAGAGUAAACAGUACGGCUGGCAUUCGUUUUCAAAUAUUCAUAAGGCAUCUCCAAAAACAAAUCUCUGUACUUUUGAAAGUCAGGAAAAAGAGGCAAAGUUUUAUCGAAGAGAACAACAAAAGUAGUGAAGUAUUUGGUGAAAGUGUUUAUGUCACCAUCACUAAGUUGACUUGAGACCAUAAAAAUAAGUUGUCAGAAAGGUACAACUUGUGGUCGCAGUUUAAUGCGCUGAAGUAACAUGUAGUAACAGUUUUAUCAUUACCAGAAUUCUCCAAAGGUUUUUCUUUUUCAUUUAUUUGAAAGCUGCAUCCUUUGUUUUCCUCACCAGCCAUACAGUCGUGCUCGAUCCCAGUACAAUCCUUAUGGAAGAUAUGGCCAGGAUUACACAAACCAUGAAUUGAAGCGGCCUCUUUUGGUCCCAAGGGUAAGGUUUUUUAAUUCAGUUUCCACAGUGGUUUAGUAUGCGCGUUAUCCAUGUUAUCGCAUUGUAUAUAACUGUAGUUAUAGCGAUUUAAACUCGAAGGUAAUCCGGAAUUUCUUGGGUUACACUAUGAGAUUGGUUUAGAAAACUUGUGCCAUUUCCUCAGCCGAUCAUAUUCAAAACUAAAUGAAUCGCGAUUUGGUCAGUCGCGCUUUCCCGCGCUAUAAGCACUUGUGAAUUGUUUUAACUUUGAAUUUCAUCAAUAGUUUCCUUUUCUUUGAUUGGCUAUGGUGAUUACGUUUGUUUUGGUCUUACGUCACUGAGUCGAAAAACGCUCAAAGACAACAAAGCUAAUAAGGUGUUAUAGGUCUCGCUUCCCGUCGUUUCUCGUCCAUGAUAUAAUGGUGCAUGUAGGUAGAUGAACUGCACUGUUCCCGUUGGUACCAGAAAGUGUUAAGGAUGCUUUUGGAGUCGCAGUCCUUUCAUACUCUCACUUUCAGAAGGCAUACCCAACCGGCGGCUCCUUAUGGUCGCCAUGAGAAGAUGAGUCAAAGCAGUGUUGCUAGAGCCUGUAUUCACCCGGUAUAGUUUGUUGCGCAGAGCUAUAACAGCAAACCGUCUCUAAGUAUUCCCGGACAUUUGAAGUGCUACUCUAAAUCGUUUUAGUUACUCAUAGUGGCAUUUCUCUUCCGCAUCGUGUAGGGUACAAUGCAUCCUUCUCAUGGAUUAAUCACACAUCCUACAAGUCAGCAGGCAACCAGAACUUCCAUUUACCAUGGAGGAGAAGUUUACCCAGACACAGUGCGAGACGUUAUAGAUUCCCCUUUGGAUGGAAACGAUGUCGAAUCAGAUUCAGGUGUUAGCAGCAAGGAGGAGGUGGUUGGACUGGAAGAAUGCCCUCGCUGCUUGAGGAAGUUUAAUGGAGAGGAUAGCGACGCAAUUCUCAAACACAUCGAGAGGUGCAUCUCCUAAGGUGGCUCAACAGUUUGCGGUACUUUUUCAGAUUGUUUCGAUGUAUCAGCACUUUCACCCUGUAUCGGUCUGUGCUAAAACAUUGGUAACGAGCAGAUGUCUGAUCAUUGGGUUGUAUGUCCUCAUCGUCCCGCGUGUUUAAGUGAUGUUUAAUUGUAUAUUACACAAUGAAAACGGCGUUAGUUCUUGCCCUCAGUGAUUGUAAAAUUGUAUUUAGUAAGCUCGGGGUACAAGUCUUUGAUUACAAAAAUGAAGUCGUUCGUUCUUUCCCUCAGUGAUUAUAAAAUGUUAUCAAGUAAGCUGGGGAGUACAAGUCUUUGAUUACAAAAAUGAAGCAUUUAGUUCUUUCCCUCAGAGAUUAUUAAAUGUUAUCAAGUAAGCUCGGGAGUACGAGUCUUUGAUUACAAAAAUGACGUGGUUAUUGAAAAACGCAACUUGUUUAGGUCUUGAAAAGUAGAGGUUUAAGUUUAAUCUUACUUUUUUAACGAGAAAGUGUCGAAGCUAAUGGUGGCUUUGUGAUUGGUAUAAUGAUACGCGGAGAAAGAGACAUUUAUUUAAGUCUUUGAUUACAAAAAUUUAGUAUUUAGUUCUUUCCCUCAGUGAUUAUUAAAUGUUAUCAAGUAAGCUCGGGAGUACGAGUCUUUGAUUGCAAAAAUGACGUGGUUAUUUAAAAACGCAACUUUUUUAGGUAUUGAAAAGUAGAGGUUUAAGUUUAAUCUUACUUUUUUUAACGAGAAAGUGUCGAAGCUAAUGGUGGCUUUGUGAUUGGUAUAAUGAUACGCGGAGAAAGAGACAUUUAUUAACCAAUGAUUGGACAUCCGUUUGAUGCUCUUGUUUUAUCAUCGGCCAAUUCAGAGUGGAAGUAAUAGCACAUCGAAUCAUAAGUACUGCGAACUGCUUUGAGCCACCACAUGGAAACGAUGUGGCCUCGAUGUUUUUGAGGGGGUGGAGUUAAUUUUGAAUUUAUUCACCAACUCAAUGGAAAGUAGGGCAUAUUGCCCCACAUUCAAUAAUUUUUGUGAUCAUGGUUUACACAGUUACACAUAUUGUCUUUGUUUAAACUUAACGUUGAAUAUCUGUUUUUUCAAUUUUUUUUGUCACUAUUCAUAUUUGAGUUGCUUGAUAGAACCUGCACAAUUUAUAUUUCAUACGAAGUUCAGAUUUGUUAAGGUUUUGUUGGGAGAUUAGAACAUUUGGUGGUGUGUUUUGAGUGAUAUUUUUGACACUAGCUAUACUUAUUAAGACUACAUAACCAUGUUAAUCAGAGAAGUUAGAUACAGUUUUUUAAUGCGCGUGACAACUCAUGAAGUGUGCGAAUGCACAGAAGGGAGAUUAUGUUACUUCCGCAAUCGUUGUCUUAAUUCCAUGUCUUCAUGUAAUCCCUUUCAGUUAAUUUUAGGGAAGUUAAUUUUUUUUUUUUUUGGUACAAUUGUUAGAAAGGUUUGCCAUGUGAGAGGAAGAGAAACUGGAUUCUCGACCAGCGUGCUUUUGCUUUACUCGGCAAUUGAAAGCAUCCUUUUUCAGUUUCACUUCACAACAUAUAGUGACUAGGUUUAUUCUGCAUUUUUAGGCCGUUUAGCAGAAUCCGUGCAACGUGUGAAGAUAUUUUAUAGCAUACAGUCAUUUGAAAUCGAUAAUAUCACCUUUGCAACUUGAAAUUUGAUUUGGUUUCCACCAUCACAGGAAAUCGCAGCGAAACAACAGGUGGUCAUUUAUUUUCAAAAAAUUAUGUACUCAGAGCUUUGGUUAAAGGAAAAUGUGCCUAAAAAAAGUUCUCGGGGAAAAUGACCAAAGGGCUGAUUCGGAGCCAGAUCCGAGACCUUACAGCCUAUACAAUGGCUCAAUGUCGACCUUAAAAAUUAUUGCACAAUGCAAUCCCAAGCUUAGAUAAUCGAAAGCCUUAAACUAAAAUUCUACUCCAUUCAAGGGCUGAGGCCCAGGGCGUGUUGUUCUCAUGCCGCAGAAAUAUUUUAUUUCCGCUUAAUUUGUCGUAUUUUUAAUCGUUGAAAACUUGGACUUAAAUGGUUGCCAGGUAUCUCGCGCCAUCUCUUAAUUUUUAUCUUGAGUCAUGAAAUGUUCCCAGUCGAUUGUUUGUUUAUUUUGUGUUUGUUUUGUUUGAGGAAGUUUUGGUUUGUUUCUUGUCGCUGUUUUGACACCGAUCGAUUUUUUUGACUUAAAUUUUUUUUAAUAAUUGAACUUGCAAGGUUUACAACUUUUACAAGUACUUCUCUAUGUGUAAAUUCUCAAGAGAUCCCUGAAAGAUUCUAAAAUGAGGUUAUUGAAAGUAACAGCAAUGAUUUACAACGAAAAAAUAGCAUUACAAUGAAAUAGCUAAUCGUUUCCAUGUUUUAACAGUUACAUCUAUUUUUCGUAGUUGCGGUGUUUUCGAAAUUUACACCCUUCUUCCUAUUAUUAUUGUCUUUGUGGUUUUUGUUGUCCUUGUUGUUCCCGUUCCUGUUCAGUUCCUGUUUACUUUCACCGUUUGUUGGGUUAACGGAAUAGUAUCCGUUGAUCGUGCAUGAUUUGUAGGAUGUGUUGUGUGAAGAUUAGUUGUAGAAGAGUAAGACAUAGCAGUGUUAUCAAAUUUAUAAUUGUAGAGAUAUUUUUUGUGGAUAGCUGAAAAAUCAUAACGAAAACUUGAAAAAACGCGCCAAAAAAAUCUUAAAACAAGCUCCUGCGGGACAAAAACGAAAAAAAAAUUACACCGUUUUCGUGAAAAAGUUAAAAAUUCUUUUAGAAGGAGGAAUAAGUUAACGAAUCAGAUUGGUAGAAGGGGGGGUAGCGUCAUUCGAGAAAAUUUACCUUAAGCGAGUACUAGUGUAAAUCAUGAGACUUACGAUCGAAUAUGUCUUUAUUGAAGCUUAGACGGGCAAGUUAAUUUAAAGGGGAUCAUUUCAGAACAGCAGUUACAAGAGAUUUUAGAGCUAUCAAUACUACUUCGUUUGAAGUAGUAUUGAUAGCAUGUUACGAUUUUUCAAAAUUUACUCAUGUAGUGCGGUCUUAGAGAGUUGUACUUCGUUGUUUUGCUACAAAGCGUAGAUGUCUUUUACGUUUAUGUGUUGAUUAAGAAUUAAUCAAUACAUUUGCUUACUCAGGUACCCGAACGUACUUAAGGGUAUAUUUAUUUUUGUUCAGUUCGUUUUUUUAGUUUGGGGCGACUGGUUUGCUACUACUUUCAGCAAACUUGCUUUACAUUACUUACCCAAAGAAAGCAACAGUUAAAUAAACUGCCAAGAUCAAUACAGAACAAGAGCUGUAGAAUAAAAAAAAAAAAAAAAUUCAAAAAAAAAAAAAAAAAAAAAAUCAAAAAUCCCAAAAAUUCCUAAAAAUUCCCAAAAAAAAAAAAAAAAACUCAGAGAGUGGGAUGUAAGAAGAGAAAUACAAGUAAUGUCUUCUUAAAAACGGGUUAUUCAUCUCGGGUUUAUGAAUAAAGAUAUUCCCGUCACAUAAAUCCCAUUAACUAAACCUGUAGUUUACAGCUACGAAUGUUUUAAUACUUUUUUUUAGGAUCCACUAUAUUAUGGUUCCUUAAUUGUUAUUUUGCUUUUUUUGUAGCUUAGGAUAUUGUGCUUGCGGAACGAAAAAGUUCCACAGUUUAAUUAAACAGGCAGCACAAAAAAGAAAAACAAAAAACAAUAAAAUGUGGUGAAAAUAAAUUCGUGUUUUGAUUUAUUACUUUUACGUCCUCAAGUCUUUUGAAAUCGUUAGGUGACUUUUUGGGAUCUGGAACUUCAAGGAAAGAGUUUCAUGUAUUUUCUAAACGAAAGAGGUGGAUAAAAGGUACAGAAAUUACGUCUGGAAAGUUUUUUCCGAUAGUAAGAAAUUAGGUUGAGACAUUCUGCAAGAUAAUGGUGCCAUUUUACGUCAAAUCUUUAGUCUAAUCUCUGUCACCUUGCUUCCCGUAAAUCUCUGAGAGGUCAAAUAGAAGAACUCAGGAGCGAAAUAUUUUGGAUUAAAUACGCACGGAUACGUUUGAUUGAACAGCUCGGGUCUAAGAGGACGAUUCUUCAGGUAGCCCGAUCACUGAAGAACUCGAAUUUGUGAUCAGUGACUGGAGUAGAGUGGCGAGAAACUGUUGGUCUAACAACUUUUUUUGUUGUUUUUGAUUUUUCCAUUUUGUUAUUCCAAUAAGUACAAAUAUACAUCUAAACCAUUUCCUACUGGAAAAAAAGAGAACAAGGAUAACUAACUAAUGCCUCAGCGAGUACUUUAGUUCAAAGGACCAGAGCUCCAGUUCAAACAAACGUGAUUGUUGAUGAUAAUAGGAGAUAGUUUCAACCUUCAUUCAAUAUCAUUGACCAUCAAUCAUAUUUGCGUUCAAACGGUUCAUGAUAGUUGAUGAUCGAGUAAUUUUAAACAAAUAUGGUGCGCGCUGAGGUCAGCAAUUUUGGUGGUAUUUAAAAAUUUUAGUCAAGAAGUUACGAUUUGGAGAUACUGAAGCCUACCGGGAGAUGAUGACAAUUGUAGUGUAUUGCGUUACAUAAGGUCACAUAGCGUCACUACUGAAAGGAACUUCCAGUCGUGCCAUAAAUAUACUCUCCUAAGUGAAAGUAAAACAGCUGAUUACGAGUGUUGUACGC
Molecule: messenger RNA, 16236 nt
Organism: Pocillopora meandrina
Lineage: Eukaryota; Metazoa; Cnidaria; Anthozoa; Scleractinia; Pocilloporidae
Source: the annotation of a GenBank genome assembly